Saccharomyces mikatae IFO 1815 is the source of this 2115-nucleotide messenger RNA. RefSeq names its product Zip2p (gene ZIP2). The transcript has a single exon. The coding region runs from base 1 to 2115 and encodes 704 amino acids. NCBI's taxonomy places the organism in Eukaryota, Fungi, Ascomycota, Saccharomycetes, Saccharomycetales, Saccharomycetaceae. The record is from RefSeq and is a predicted model, not a curated record.
AUGAAUUUUGGACUUUGGGAAGUGAACUUUCCUCAAAUCAAUCAAGACGUGGGCGGCUAUUUUGAUCGAUCAGGAAGCCUAAAAGAAAACAUCAAAUUGGGAAAAAAAGCACAAAGGAAUUUGAAAGAGUUAAAAAAUCUGCAACUCAAACCAUUCAUUAUUAAAAAAUUCGAGAACAACAACGAGAUUAAUGGUAAAGGGUAUUUUUUGGAGGUAAUUCACAUCACCUCUAAGAGAAAAAAAAAUGGCAUCAUUGUUAACAAAAUAUGGAAUACAUCCGACAUUGAGCAAGAUAACAAAGAAGCGUUACCAUAUAAGAUGCUCAGGGAAAAGUUGAAAGUUGAAAAACAAGAUAUUCUAUUCUUCAAAUGGAUUAGAAGUCUCUCAACUGAAUUAGAUUUCCCCCUUCAACAGACAUUACCCACGAAUAGAGUGCCUGAGAGUAUUAUAGGGUUAAGAUGGUUUAAUAUUCCCAUCGUCAAAAAAGGCAGCUCAAGGAAGAAAUGGUCACUUCCAAAGUUAAGAUUAAUGCCUUCUGCGUUAGAGGUGCGGUACAAUAAACUAUACGAUGAAAAAUUGAACUCCUGCGUUAAAUUUUCUGAUAGCCCUCUUUCAGAUUGGGCGCCCAAAAUUUUUGAGCAAACAUAUGGUAGAUACUUAUUGCAACUGACUUCAGCUGACAAAGCUCUGCAAGGUAAGAGCAAACACUGCAAGUACAAUUUCAAGGCUAGUGCACAAAAUUGGAUUGUUGAAUUUUCAGGAAGCGAUCAAGAACCUGAUUUUUUUAGGAGAAGUUAUGAUGCGCUAUUUGAUACGCACUUUGAUGAACUGGAAUUUUUUAAAAUAAGGGCCAAGAAAUUGAAAUGGAACAAGCCAAUGAAGAAGGAGACCUAUGGGACAUGGCGUUUACGGAAAGAAGACUUAAAAGAUUUGGUAUGGGAUCCUCUGAAGAAAAUCAGUUGUAACAAUUCCUCGAACACAAUAUUUGAACAAGAUACCAUAAGUGAAAAAGUCUAUUACAUAAAGCCGAUGAAGCUGAGAUUUCAUGAAUUAGAUUCCGGAUCCCUUGACCUUAUUGAUAAUCAAAAAAAGACUUUUGGGACUAUAAAGCUUGCAAUGCAUAUAUCAAACGCAAAGGAAAUUGAAAACACAACAAUCGAAAAAUGUGAAGGAAACGAUACAACGGCCAACGCAAUUCGUGAAUUAGACCAAAAUGAUCGCUCAUCAUCCGAAGAGAAUGUUAAUACCUCAUUAGCCCCUCAAAAAAGAUCCUUUAUUGAUAGUGAACUAAUGUCCAUGUUGGCUACCAAAAAAAAAAACAAGAAGCACAAGCAAACCGAUGGAAAAAGUGUGUCUCCCACUUCAUUUUUAAUGAACUCCGGAACGUAUACAAAUCAAGCUGAAACACCAGUUUCUAAAUCUGCUUAUAUUGAAAGGAAUGAUUUAUCAUUUAAUACUUCAUCAAUAAGACAUUCAAUAUUAAAGGAACAUAUCAAAAAUAAAUGCAUCGCGGUAAAUGCAAACAAGAUGGUUGAAAACCAGAAGGUCAUUCAAUUCUUAUGUAAAAAUUCCCAAUUAGACCUUAUCGAACAACCCUACUUUGGAGAGUGCGACUUCAUUAUAAACCAUUCAACCUGCUUAUAUAAAAUCUAUGCGAAUCAAUUUCUGCAACUCAGGCAUAACGGCUCACUGUAUUAUGAUAAGGCCAUAAACGAUCUAUUAACUGAAUUUCAAAGAGUAAUUAUAGUUGUCGAAUUUCCUGAAAUACUACAAGAAGUUGAUCCAGAUCUCUUUUGGAAGAUUAGAUUUUACUUGUUGCAUUCACGUGCUAAUGUUUUUUUCAUCCAUGAAGACAGAGAUCUUUUUAUUGAUUGGAUACAGUAUUUCAUUUCAAAGUGGGCUCUUUCAUAUAGCGAUGAAAAAGAAGAAAGUAUCGCAAAUGCCGAUAUUCUUCUAGAUUUAGGAUUCAACAUUCUCUUAAUACGAAAAAUUUUCCAAACAUACAGCUUGCAAGGGUUUUUCAUGGCUGUAAUACAGGAAGAAGCCCAAGCCGUUAAGCUGCUCACGGUUUCACAAAUGACUCGCCUGACAAAGUUAUUAACAUUAGAAUGGUGA